AUCUCAAGCUCCGCCAUGUUUUGAGAUUUUGGGGAGAGGUGUGUUGUUUGGAUUGCUAGCAACAUUUUACAUAAACUCUUAUCUGCAAAAUGCACACCUCUCAACGACUUUAAUUUAUUUGUAUACAUGUUAUCGCCCUUGAAGGCUAUUAGGUCGCAGUACAUAAUCAAAUGAUAACGGACCUCCAGCUCUCUUGUGGUUAGCAAUCUUUUGAAGAAGAUUAACAGGGGCUUGCUGCCUCCUACACAGAUUCGUUCGUCUCCUUCUUUCGGAAUGUUCUCAAAAAAGCCUCAUGGGGACGUCAAAAAAUCAACACCGAAAGUGUUGGAUCCCAAAAAAGAUGUACUGACACGCCUAAAACACCUGCGGAUCGUUAUAGAAAAUGCAGAGUCGGGGGACCUGAAGCAUUUCUUUGACCAGUACUACUCUCACAUCUACUAUGUGUUCUUUGAGAACUUUGUUAUCAUUGAAGUCGGUCUCAAACAAAAAGGUCACAAAUCACAAAGGGAAGAACUUGACUCCAUUAUUUUCAUAUUCGAGAAAAUUCUGCAACUCCUACCAGAGCGAAUACAAGGACGAUGGCAGUUCCACAGCAUAGGCCUCAUUCUGAAGAAGUUGUUGCACACUGGGAACUCUUUAAAGAUCCGAAGGGAGGGUGUACGUCUGUUCCUGCUAUGGAUGCAGGCCUUGCAAGGCAACGCACUGAGAGAGCAGCUAUGGAUUUUUGCCUGUCUGAUCCCUGGCUUCCCAUCUCCCCAGUCAGAGCUUGGCCCUCGAACCCUGGACAACCUGGUCAACCCCCCUCUCAGCCUCCAGGAGACUCAAGUUACUCCAGAAGAGAUCAGUCCCCUGGUCCCUCCUCAGGCAGGGGAUAAAGCCCAGGAAGACCUCACAGGAUACUUUCUAGAGGCUCUUCUGAAAUACAUGGUAAACCAGGCCAAAAGUCUGGAGUGGAAGUGUAAAGACAACCACGAGAAGGGCUUUGCAUUCCUGUUUGGAAACUUCAAGAAAUAUUACCUGCCGCACAUAUUCCCCAACUUCUCCAAGGAGACCAGUUUGUACCAUCCCAUACUGGAGGUUCCUUCGAUGAGACCAAAGCCUUACUACAGUGUGGUGAAGAAAGACCCAGAGACCAACGAGGCAGUGUACUGUACCAAGGAGAGCCUCCUCAAUGCCCGCGUCAUCUUCAUCCGCUGGCUGGUGUCCUUCUGGCUGGAGCCACGCUCCAACACUGGAACACACAUCCCCGGGGUGGAUGGAGAGAGGGAGAGCGUUCCAAAGAACAUCCAGAGGGCAGCAGCAGGGCUGGCAGCGCGGGGACAUGGCCUGGGGGAGGACCUGGGCCCCAGGGCAGACAGCCUGGACAGAGCGAUUGGGUGUGAGCAGGAGCAGUCCCACUCCAACACCUCCACCCUGACGGAGAGGGAGCCCAGCUCCUCCAGCCUGUGUAGUAUGGACGAGGAGCACCUCACUGACAAGGAGGUGGUGAGACGAGUCCUCUGUUCCUCCAGGACUAACGUCAACUUCAUCACCGAGGUCUUCAGACAGGCCUUCCUGUUGCCGAUGUGUGAGGCUGCAGCCAUGAGGAAGGUGGUGCGGGUGUACCAGGAAUGGUUCGCCCAGGAGGACAAGCCUGUGUUUAUGAGGGAGCCGGAGGAAGAGAGGUUCUUUACCACGGUUGGAGGGAUCAACCUAGAGCCUGUAGCCCAGCAGGACACUGAGAAGGAGGAGGGGGUGAAUAAAGUGUCUGAGAAAGAGCUGCUGGAGUACAGUGUGCAUGCCGGUGUUCAGCCCACUCUACAGGUGUUUGUCACCAACUCUGCCAACGUUUUUCUGCUGGAGCCAGCCAACGAGCUCAAGGUGUUGCUGGAGGAACAUGUUGACAUGUGCAAGAGAGUCCUCAACAUCUACCGCAGCCUGGUCAUGCAUGAAACCAUGGACCAGAAGACAUGGGAGCAGAUCUUGCUGGUGCUGUUAAGGGUGACUGAGUGUGUGAUGAGGAGACAUCCCUCCAUCAUGCCCCAUGGCAAGAAGAACAUCACUCUCUCUGGGAGGCUGGCCGGGGCCGUCUUUCAGACCUUGAUAGUGGCCUGGAUCAAAGGGAACCUGAACGUGUACAUCUCCAGGGAGCUGUGGGACGACCUGCUGGCCGUGCUGUCCUCGCUCACCUGCUGGGAGGAGUUGGUUACAGAGUGGUCCCUCACCAUGGAGACGCUCACCAAAGUUCUGGCCCGCAACCUGUACAGUCUGGACCUCAACGAGCUGCCCCUGGACAAGCUGAGCGAACAGAAACAGAAGAAACACAAGGGAAAAGGGGGCGCUCACGAGGGCCAGAAGACGGCUGUGGGCCAUUCGUUCUCUAAGGGCUGGAGCAGGGACCAGCCUGGGAGCGGUCAAGCAGCAGCCAUGAGGCAGCGCAGUGCCACCACCGCUGGCUCCCCGGGUAUGGAGAAGGCCAGGAACAUCAUGCGCCAGAAGACUGUGGCCCUGCGUAGCUGCUCUACGGGCGACAGCUUCCUGUCCCAAGCCUUUAUCCGCAGCGCUAAAAGUGCCCCUGUCCUGAUCCAUCCUCUCCACCCUCUCCUGUCUGACUCUGUCCUCACCUCCCUAGCUGACGAGCUGGCAGAUAUGGAGGACCCCCCCAUGGUCAUGGCCUCUCGGGCACCCAGGAUCCGCCACUGCUCCCAGAGCGAGAAUACCCCGGCCUCUGAGGUGUUCUCAGCAUCCAGUGACCUGGAACCCCAGGGGCCUCCGCUCCCCCGCAGCAGCAGCGCUUCUGACAUCAUGGAGCCCUUCAUCGCUGAGAGGGUCAAAGGCAACAAAGAGGACCCUUGUCAGACGAUGCGUCCUGUGUCCAGUGACAACGGCAACCAAAACUUUGGAGACCUGAUGGACGAAUUUAUCCAAGAGCGUCUGCGAGCGAGAGGCACCUCGGGCAUGACGAGGCGUGGCAGUAGCCCCUGUAGUCUGGAGAUCCCCAAAGACCUGCCGGAGCUCCUGGGCCGUCAGAACGUCUCACAACCCGUGGACGACCCCGGUGUGCCCUCUGAGUGGACCUCCCCCGCCAGCAGCAGCGACGUCAUCAGCUCCGACAGCCAGUCAGACUCCUUCAACGCCUUCCAGUACGCCAACUGCAAGUUGGAAAAUUUCAGCUUUGGUCCAGAUGGCUGUGGUGCUGGGUCUUUGGACCAGGAUAACGCUAGCCUUGGAGGGCUGCCCCAGACUGCAGAGGAACAGGAGCUGUCCAGCCUCACCACCCUGCACAUAGAUUCAGAGACCAGCAGUCUGAGCCAACACGGCCUGUCUGCAGACGCCAUCACCAUCACAGGUUCAGAGAGUGCGUCCCCGAUGCAUUCCCUGGGUGGUUCCUGCUCACAGAGCCCGUCUCCAGCCACCCUGACCGCUGAACACAUAGGGCUGCAGCACGAGGACCUGCAGCUGGAUGAGAAACUACAUCACUCUGUACUACACACUCCUGAUGACCUGGAAACCAGUGAGUUUCCUACAGAGGACUGCAGUGUGAUGGCCGGUGGCUCCCUGACCGGUUGGCACGCUGACGUUGCCACGGUGAUGUGGCGGAGGAUGCUAGGCAUUCUGGGUGAUGUGAACACCAUUAAGGACCCAGAGAUCCACGCGCAGGUCUUUGACUAUCUCUGUGAGCUGUGGCAGAACCUGGCCAAGAUCAGAGAUAAUCUGGGCAUCUCUCUGGACAACCAGUCAUCUCCUCCUCCCCCGGUCCUCAUCCCUCCCCUCCGGAUCCUCACCCCCUGGCUCUUCAAAGCGACCAUGCUGACAGAGAGGUACAAACAGGGGAAGCUACACGCCUACAAGCUCAUCUGUAAGAUCAUGAAGAGGAGGCAGGACGUUUCGCCCAACUCAGACUUCCUCACACACUUCUACAACAUCAUGCACUGUGGCCUUAUGCACGUCGACCAGGACAUAGUGAACACCAUCAUUAAGCACUGUUCUCCUCGGUUCUUCUCCAUCGGGCUGCCUGGAGCCACCAUGCUUAUCCUGGAUUUCAUCAUCGCAGCCAGCAGAGUCACAGCCUGCUCCUCCCUCAAUGCCCCACGGGUGGAGGCUCAGAUCCUGCUGGGUUCUCUGGUGUGUUUCCCUAACCUAUACGAGGAGCUGCCUGCCCUACACCCCACCACUGCUGACGUGGUCAUGACCAAGUUCAGAGACGUUAAGGAACACAUCAUCAAACACAUCCUGAGUUCAGCCAUAGAUGAGCCUUCAGCCCCAGCCAGGUGUGUUGCCCUGUGCAGUCUGGGUAUCUGGCUGUGUGAGGAGUUGGUCCACGCCACCCAGCAUCCUCAGAUCAAAGAAGCCCUCAAUGUCAUCUGUGUCACUCUAAAGUUUCCAAAUAAAACUGUCGCGCUGGUGGCCUCCGACAUUCUGCACUUGCUCAUAAACUAUGUCGAUGACCUUCAGAAAUUCCCCCUCGACACUCCAAAGAAAAUAGUUGAGAUCCUCAUAGCGACUAUCACUCACCUGCUUCCCACUACAGAAUCCUCGCCUCAUGAACUGGACAAGAGGUUGGUGGUGUCUCUGCUGUUGUGCCUGCUGGACUGGGUGAUGGCUCUGCCUCCUAAAACUUUGCUGCAGCCUGUCCAAACCCUCAGCCCUGACAAGGAGAAGCCAGACAAGUCUGUCCUCAGCUGUAUCUACAAGGUGCUGCAUGGCUGUGUGUAUGGGGCCCAGAACUUCAACAGCCCUAGGUAUUUCCCUAUGAACCUGUCAGACCUGACCAGUCCAGACUACGACCCCUUCCUGCUACUGGAGAGUCUGAAGGAACCAGAGCCCCUCCACUCCCCUGACUCAGAACGCUCCUCCAAACUACAGCCUGUCACUGAGGUGCGGAGCCGUAUCCAGCACGGUCUGAUCUCCAUCGCUGCCAGGACAGUCAUCACCCACCUGGUCAACCACCUUGGGCACUACCCCAUGUCUGGAGGCCCUGCUACCCUGACCAGCCAGGUGUGUGAGAACAUGGACAACCCCUACAGCGAUAGCCCUGACCUGGCCCCAGAGCUCUUUGAUGGGCCCAACCUACAGUUCUUUGUCCUGAAUGGCACCACCCUCCUAUCCUGUCUGCAGGUCCGUGCUGAGGACGGUGUGCCUGGUGGAGGAAUGUCUGCAGGCCUCACCACCACCAGUGCCUGUGUGAGGGUUAUCGUCCGAGACAUCUCCGGAAAACACUCGUGGGAUUCGGCUGUGCUGUACGGGCCACCUCACUGUGGUGUUCCCAAUCAGCCCCUGCACCUCUACAGUAACACACCAACAGAGAGAAUGACUACAGAGAGGGAGAAGGAGAAGAACUGGGUUGGAGACCCUAUAGAGAAGGAAGAAGAGGAGAGGGAAGAGGAGGAGGAGGUGGUGGUGUUGGUGCUGGGAGAGGAGGAGCAGGGGGAGGCUGUGGAGGAGGAAGGAGAGGAAGAAGAGGAGGAAGUGGAAGGUGUGUUGGAGCUCAUGGCCCCGCAAGCUAAGCGUGUGUGUCGCGAGGCGGUCCCGUCCUGGAACUCCUUGCGAGAAGAUGAUGUUCUAGAUGAGAUACUGCAGUACCUGGGUUACUCCAGCCCCGAGUGCCUUCAGCGUGCCGGAGGCCCCCUUAACAUCCCCGCCCCACCCCCUGUCUGCGUGUCGGAGAAGCAGGAGAACGACGUGAUCAACGCCAUCCUGAAGCAGUGUGCAGAGGAGAGGGACUUUGCGGUGCACAGAGGGAAUGGGCUGAACAUGAGAGCCGUGGAGCAAGGGGAGCCAGGGCCUCAGAGGCCCCAGUCAGCCUUCUACUACUGCAGGCUGCUACUCAACAUCCUGGGCAUGAACUCCUGGGAGAAGAGGAGCAACUUCCAUCUCCUGAAGAAGAACGAGAAGCUGCUUAGAGAGCUUAAGAACCUCGACUCCAGGCAGUGUCGAGAGACGCACAAAAUAGCUGUGUUUUACGUGGCAGAGGGGCAGGAGGACAAGCACUCUAUCCUGUGUAAUACCAGGGGGAGUCAGGCCUACGAGGACUUUGUCUCUGGGCUGGGCUGGGAGGUGAACUUGACCAGUCACUGUGGCUUUAUGGGAGGUCUUCAGCGGAACAAGAGCACUGGUCUGACCACGCCUUACUUUGCCACCUCCACCGUUGAGGUCAUGUUCCACGUCUCCACGCGGAUGCCCCCAGACUCAGACGACUCACUCACCAAAAAGCUAAGGCAUCUUGGGAAUGACGAGGUACACAUUGUGUGGUCUGAGCACUCGCGGGACUACAGGAGAGGCAUCAUCCCUACGGAGUUUGGAGACGUCCUCAUCAUCAUCUACCCCAUGAAGAACCACAUGUACAGCAUCCAGAUCCUCAAGAAGCCAGAGGUACCGUUUUUUGGGCCCCUGUUCGAUGGAGCCAUAGUGGAUGAGAAGAUCCUUCCCACCAUGGUCCGGGCCACGGCUCUCAACGCCAGCAGGGCUCUUAAAUCCCUCAUCCUCCUUUACCAGAACUUCUACGAGGAGAGAGCGCGUUACCUGGAGACCAUCGUACAGCACCACCUGGAGCCAACCACCUUCGAGGACUAUGCAGCAAGAGUCUUCUGCCCCGCUCCCUACCUCCACCUCCCGUCAGACCCAGAGAGCUUGAUAUUUCAGCUCCUUCCCAAAACUCCACUAGAAAACUUUGGGCUCAGCAAAGUAAAGGGCAAAGACUUGAAACGGAAGGUCUUUCACGCUAGCUGUGAAUGGCUCAUGCCUCGAGAGUCAGCAGGGAGAAAGUCCAGCAGCAGCGCUUCUAGACGGGGCCGACCAGUUAGCCUUGCCAAUGUCCCCUCGUACUAGCAAGAGCCGUAUGUCCAUGAAGCUCCGACGCUCCUCCGGCUCGGCCAACAAGACCUGAUCGGACUUUCCCUCCGCUGACCCUCCUCCACGCCACACCCAGCGAGAGUUCACAGCCUUCAGAUGAAGAGACUGACUCUCUCUCUCUGUACCGUACAGCUAGGACUGCACUACACUGCAACUACCAGCCUUUACCUGCUAACAGCGAUGCAUGGCAUGUUAUGUACUCCAACUACAUGGACAUGGACACACCUGCCCUGCAUGGUCAGACUCCGCAUCUCCCCUACUGUACAACCCUUCCAAGAUGCAGGAUUAGGCCCUUGAACAGAGCCAGGCCCUUGGGGGCCAGCCCAGGGUCCCCAGGACUGAGCUUGUGCUAGCAAAGCUCCAACAGAAUUAACAUGUCUUUUGGGAAAGGUUUUCUAACUAUGCUCACCACCACAAACUUUGCACUCCAGAGAAAUGUGGAAAGAGAGCAAAAUAUAAUAUAUUUAGAUAUAGAUAUAUUUAAGAAGCAGCAUGGGUCCCGUUGUGUACAGAAAGCGUAAAGGCAACAUGACAGAUGUGUAUUUUCAAUGUGAUUAGGAUUGUUGAUGGUUGAAAUCACUUGAUAUUUGACUGAGAUGAGGAGCUAGAGUGUUCUCUCUGCUGUGGUUGUAGCUGUUGUUGUCCCUGAGCAGAGUGAUCAAUAUCUAGUAUGCCAUUCCCCUGGCUCUCUGGGCCUCUGACCCACUAGGAAAGUGAUUGUAAGAACUUGAGUUUGUAAGAAAGUACAAAGAAACACAAAGUAAGAAACAUCUUAUUUUUCAUAUUUGGUCACUGUGUCCACCAUGAGACAUUUAUAUAUUUGUACUAUACUCUGUAUAUACAGAAGAGUUGCCACUUUCUUUAUGCUUGGACUGAAGCAAUGUUGGCUAGUGUUUGAUGAUAAGGAGAUAAACGUUUUGAGGUUGAAAUAUGUUUGUCUAUAGAGUUGUAAAGAAGGAAAUUGUUUGGUUAAAGUGAAACAUUUCUUGUUACAUUUUUUUUUGAUUUUCACACUACACUGUGGAACUGAUUGAUUUUCUGAAUAUAAUAUUCACUACUGUUUGCCUUUUUAGGGGUCACAUAACAUUUUUAUUAUGAUUGUACAUUUGGAUUUCACCUGAUAAAGAAUGUUGCAGAUUAGGUUGUUUUGUUCAUAUACAAUGUGUUGUAUUGAACCACCCCUUUUUUUCCACUCAUGAUGAAUAUAUGAUAUGUAAGGGAUGAACGCAAACGUUCUGUACGUUACCUUGGAAAUGAUGGACCGCAGGUAAAUAAUGGAUCCAAGGUAAUGUACAGAACGUCAGCGUUUAUCCCACUCAUACCACAGUUGCCAAAGAAAACAAUACUAAAGCACACAUUUACCUGUAGAAAUAAAAUGGUUUUGUUUUAUAUUUUUACAAGUUAAUUUAUACUUCCUCGUCUUGUGGUUGCCAGAUACGCGACCCAGUCGUUCGUUCGAUUAGUACUAUAUCUCGUUACGUUAGUUCGAUCACUAUGCAGGCUGGCAACGUUCUUCUCUCGUCAUGUAGCAUAGCUAGUUUAUCCCGUGAUUGCACAUGUGGGACUAUUUGACAGGCUAAGGUUUAGCUAUAUAUUUAAUGGCUUAAAAAUACAUAUUUCAUCAAUAUAUUGGCAGUGUGCAGAUAUGUUUCCUUUGAAGUUAUUGGAUUGUUUCCAACACAAGAAAAUAACUCAGAUGUGCAAGUGGUUUUUUUCUUCCAUUUUUCAAUAUAAUAAUGGCAUCAAAAAACGAAUCAAUAUGAAACGUUUUUUUAAAGAAACACCAAGACAGCCUAAAUUUAAAAAAUGUAGAUUAAAAUAAUGCAAUAAGUUAUUUUGAUGUCAGGGGUUAACCAGCUUGUUAGGUUCUUCGGAGCUAGUUGUCUUGCCAGCUACUUGUUAAAAUUUAAUUGGAUGCUGCCAUUAAUGGUGAAAUGGGACAUCUUCAAGCCGCGGGGUAAGUUAAAUGACUCACUCGCUUGGUACCAUUUCCAUCUGUUUGUAUUGUUGUUGUUACUGCUGCUUGUGGUGGGGCUUUGUGGGCUCUCUACCUCAGAUGAGAGGAGGUGAUUCCAGCGCUUCCUCUCUGUCACAGAAGGCGCCCAGUAGCUCCUCAAACUGCUCUCUCACCUGUGCCUGGUUACAUUUAUAACUUGUAUGUACACCAGACCGGCAUUUGAUAGCAGCUCCACGGCUGUGCUCCGGAGGCUGCGGGUCGUGUAGUGCAUUGACAACCCGGCCUAUUCGCUGAGACACGGUAACAGGUUGCCGAGGUAGUGUACCACCAUCGGCUCUUAGAGUAGCCUACCAAAUGUCCUUCUUUGUUCAACUUGUGGGGACCGCAGUGGGUGGCGGUAAAGGGAUGUAGCGUCUUGGGGACACUUGGAGAAGUAUGUUUUCAAACUUGCCAGUGGGCGGUUUGGGUUGCCUGGCAAAGUAAAUAUUAACCCUUUGUGGUUCUCAUUCGGCUUGUUCGCCUCUUGGUGGUUUUUCGUCUCUGCAUUGUGGAAGAGACGGAGGUGGCCGAAUCCACUCCAUCCUCGUCCGUCUUGACCUGGAAAGAGGAAGGUCUCAGUCUCGAUUUCCCUCUGGCCCCACGCUUAGCGAGAUUCAGCUGGAUAACCAGCCUUCCUCACUAGACCCGUAGCUGUGUCGGGGGAAACCGCAGGGGACUCUAGUAGCAGCUGGAGGUCAGCAGUAGAUAUGGGAAGGGGGUAGUGCUGACGACUUUCCCCGAUCUCCUAUACCUCUUCACAAGGGACUUGAAGACGUCCUUGCAUGUUUUGAAGCUGUCAUUGGUCAUGAUGCUGUGCCGCAUUACACGAUUUAUCCCGGCUACACAAAAUUAGGUACCGAAUACUCCUGUCCAUUUGUUGCGCGGAGGAUAUUGUUUAGCUCUUCUGGCCGGUAGCUGUCAAAUGUCCUUAUUCUCCUUGAGCCAAUCCCUUUCUGUUUUAACUACGCAUUCUAUUGUUUUUCUUCAUGUCGCUCCACUUCAAUUUUGGUGAGCGUCACGUCCACAACUGUCUGCUCUCUGUGCGUUUUCUUUUUAUAUUGAUAAAGGGACUUUAUUUCCACCAUUCAGGCUUAGGAUAACUCUUCGACUUUAUAAAAAAUAAAAUGUCAUAAUUCCUCCAUCUUUUCUUUAUGUUUUAGGCUUGUAGCUAGGUGUAGGCUAAUCGUUGUAAAGUAGCUACUUUGUUUCACUGUCAGUUGUAAAUAUGUUGGCUCUUGUUACUUGUCUAGGUCACAUGAUGUUUUCAUUCAUAAAUAGUUUUCAUUCAUAAAUGUGUAGUGAUUUAGAAUGUAAUAAGGCGCAUAUUGUGUCAUGAUUGCAAGGUGUCCGAUAUCUUUUCCAACUGUCCCGUUAUCUGGUUUUAAUGGCCAUUCUAGAAUGCCCUUCUAGCCAAUCAUAUCUGAGUAUUCAACAAUGCUGUGGUAUAGAUAUAGUGUGGAGGACAAUACCUGAACUGUGUACAUAUUUGAACAUAGCUUCCAAAAAAUACCAAACCUAUAUUACCCUCAAGCCAGAGGUCUGCUGCGUUUUACCUCUUCCAAAGCUUUCCUGCUGAAGUUGGCCAAUACAAAUAACGCGGUAGCUUUAUCCACAGCUAGAACAAACUAAUGUAUGUUACGGUUCAGUGUAUGUCUGUGCAACAACACAAAUGAGGAUGGAAAGACAAGAGCAUCAAGCAGGUCUUCACUCCAGUUCCCAACUCUGUGUCCAUCUAUAAGACACACUAGCACAGAGCAAACGCUGCAUUUAAAUUUUUUCUAUCAUUAUUUGCUUUCAGCUGUAGGUUCUCUACCAGAGAGGAAAGGGACUGUAAAUGCCUGUUUUGGACCUUUCGGUUGAACGGUUAUAUCUUUUAAAAACUGCUACCAUGUCGAAGGUCAAAUCCACGUUAUUGUUGUGUUAUGUUUGAAUAUAUGAGUGAGGUCAGUUCCGAUUUAUUUUUUAAAUUAUUUUUUUAAAUGGCAGAGGAUGAGAACUAAAAACUUGCCAGAGAGAGCGAGAAAAUCAUGCUGCAUCCUUACUUGAGGCUGAGGAGAUUGGAUGAGAUUGGUUAGCUCUCUCCCUGCACUCAGAAGUGACUGAAACCUGUGCAUACUGUAAAGUGAGUUUAUACUGUAUGUUACUAUUGACCAAAUGCUGCAUGAUGCCAGUACUAAUUGCAUGUGUUGCUAUAACAGCUAAACAACACGCACACACAAUUAAAAUAGUAUUGUCAAACUUGUAGUAUCUACACAUUUGUAAUGGUUGUUCCAGGAGGAGAGUGGCUGUGGAAUGGAAUUUGACAAUAAAACAUUCUUACCACAA
Molecule: messenger RNA, 11152 nt
Organism: Oncorhynchus mykiss (rainbow trout)
Lineage: Eukaryota; Metazoa; Chordata; Actinopteri; Salmoniformes; Salmonidae
Source: RefSeq, a predicted model, not a curated record